This is a messenger RNA of Caenorhabditis elegans, 204 nucleotides long. RefSeq names its product Ovule protein (gene ZK228.13). The coding region runs from base 1 to 204 and encodes 67 amino acids. The record is from RefSeq and is marked reviewed. The transcript is spliced from 2 exons. Lineage: Eukaryota; Metazoa; Nematoda; Chromadorea; Rhabditida; Rhabditidae.
AUGUCCGAUUGCUGGAGGAGUUUUACAACAAUUUUUCUGCUAUUCCUAAUAUUUUUCGCAGAAAAUGUCUAUGAUCCAAGAUCUUACCCACCUCGUCAGAAUCUAUUUGCCUACAAUUGCGGGCCACCAGUCCUAGAGAUGCACAUAAGCAGUGUAAGACAGACUGAUGGCUUGAAACUGGAAAAAAAAACGGUGGCCACAUGA